GUAGGUGGGGUCGCUGCUCUCCAGUCUGCAGCAGAAAGUCCCAGUGGGAUCAGUGCGGAAACUAAGGUGUGAGGAGUCGGGUUGGACUGCUGUCUGAAAGAAUACUUUUAAGGAUUGUGGACCCUCAACAGCGCAUGGUCUCGACAUGCACCCUGAUAUCCAUCUCUCCCUCCUCUUAACACUGCUGCUUCUUCAAGUCCAGCAGGGCACCUCAGUGCAGGAGCUCCGAACCAACCAUGAGAACAUCGCAAAGAUCGACUCAGCAGGAGAAAUGAUGCAGUGCUCAGCAGCCAUAGAUAUCCUCUUCCUCCUCGAUGGUUCUUACAGCGUGGGGAAGGGCAGCUUUGAGAGGUCGAAACACUACGCAAUCAAGCUCUGUCAAGCACUAGACAUCGCACCAGACAAGGUGCGGGUGGGCUUGAUUCAGUUUGGUUCCUCUCCUCGUCUGGAGAUCGCCCUGGACUCGUACACCAACAAACAAGAGCUGAAGAAGCACUUGAGGAAGAUUUCUUACCGGGGAGGCAGCACCCAGACGGGCCUGGCUCUAAAAUACGCGCUGAAGAAAGGUUUCCCAGGCGGACGCAACUCCUCCACUGCGGCCCGGAUCGCCAUCCUCUUAUCCGAUGGGAGGUCUCAGGGCAACGUGGUGCAGGCGGCCAUGCAGCUCAAAGAGACGGGCGUGGUCUUGUUUGCCGUGGGAAUUCGCUACCCCAGGUGGGAAGAGCUACAUGCUUUGGCCAGUGAGCCGAUAGAGAACCACGUCUUUUUCGCCGAGCAUUUCUCUGAUGCCGUCAACGGCCUGUACACCACACUGGCCACUUUCUCUGUCUGCAAUGCCACACCUGCAGGCUGUCAGGUGGAGUUGUUUCCCUGUGAGAGGAAAACAUUGGAGACAGUGAAAGAGCUGCAGGGAAAUUACAUGUGUUGGAAAGGCUCCAAAGGGUAUUCCCCAUACACGUCUCUCUGUCCAUAUUACAGGUAUACAAAGAUGUACAAGAGACACCAGACAGUCUGCCAUCGGACUAUCUGUGCAGAUCUCUGCGACUCUAAGCCCUGUCUGAAUGGUGCUACAUGUGUAACAGAAGGUGCAGAGGGUUACCACUGCGUAUGUCCGCCUGGUUAUGGAGGAGAUCCACAUUGUGCUCCUGAAUUGUCACUGGACUGCGCCGUAGACUUGCUGUUCCUGAUGGAGGGCUCUGCCACGCUCACCUUGGAAGGCUUUCUCCGCAUCAAGUCCUUCUUAAAGCGCUUCCUGCGAACUGUAAUCGGGUCUGACAGCCCCAGUAAAGUCGGCCUGGCGGUGUUUGGUGGAGAGACCAGAAUCGAGGCCCAUGUGGACAAGUUCAAAGGGGACCUGAAGGGUCUGCUUGAGGCUGUGGAGGCAAUUGAACCAAUUGGCGGCGAGACCUUGACAGGCCAGGCACUUCGCUACGUCACACGUCACGGCUUUGUGAGCGCGCCAGUCUUCGCGGACGUCACGGACGACCUGCCCCGCGUGGUCGUGCUGCUCACUGCCACUCCCGCUGUCGACGAGGUGGUAGAGCCCUCUAAAAACGCACGAGACAGAGAGAUCUUCCUGAUCGGGGUGGGACCAGAAUACUUAAAGGAGCAACUGAAUAAUAUCACAGGAAAUCCCCAGAGGACUAUCACCUACACACCACCCGAGUUCAGCGCCAAGAUCCUGGAGCUCAAGGCCAAGAUCUGCAGUGUGGAUACACAAGGUUGUCUUGGCCAAGCAGUAGACCUGGUGUUUGCCCUGGAUGCCUCCGGUGGUGUGAGCCCUGACAACUUUGUCACCCUGCGCGACUUCGUACGCAGCCUCACCGUCCAGUUCGACAUCAACCGUGACGUGGCUCAAGUGGCACUCGUGGCCUACGGUCGGAGAGCCACCACCGUCUUCAACCUGGACACUUAUGAGACCGGUUCUUCCAUCCUCAAGGCUGUAAACGACGCCAACUACAUGGGCGGAGUGGGUUCGACGGGCGCUGCUUUACUUCACAUCCACUCCGACGUCCUGACGGCGGCCAAAGGCGCCCGGCCCGGGGUCAACAAGGCCGUGGUGCUGGUGACAGACGGCUCAGGCGGGGAUGACGCUGCUGUUCCAGCUCAAAAGAUAAGAGAUAAUGGAGUUUCAGUGUUUGUGAUCGGUGUCGGAGAUGUACAGAGAGAGAGGCUGCUGCAGAUCGCUGGUUCAGAGGAACACAUGAUCACGGUAACGUCUUAUGAGGAUCUCAAGUAUUUUGAGGAUGUGCUGGUGCAGAUGCUGUGUUCAGAGGUUAAAAAGCCGGUAAACCUGUGCAAGCCCAACCCGUGUAUGAAUGAUGGGACCUGCAUCCUGUCCGGAGGGAGCUUCCGCUGUCGGUGCCAAGGCUAUGAAGGACCACACUGUGAAACAAAAAGCAGCAGGCCAUCAUCCAGAGGAGAUCGCCCGAGGCCUGCGGGUCUCAGGAAGAAGAGCAGGCAGAAGAAGAGUCACCAGGAGCUCCUGCAUCACUACAAACUGCACCGCAGGAGACACGCUGCCUGAUACGCACAGAAACAAGCCACCAAUGGACACUUAAGAACCAAGAAUGUGUGCGGGUACACGAUGGAGUAAAGGGAAAACUAAUGUAACCGUUUUAAUAUUUAAACUUGCACUUAAACUUCAACAAGUGCCUACAAACUCUAUGUAUUUGUACUGCAGUGUCUAUUUGUGUCCUAGUUUGUCACUGUUGUGCAAUUGUCUCAAUCUGGUGCUGUUGUCUAUUCAAAGAUGUCAACUUUUAUAUUAUAUUAGUGUAUAUCUGCGUCAUGAUUUGUAUUGUAUUUAAUCACCACAACCGUCUUUUCAAAAAUACUUUAUACCAAAUUCUCAAUUUGUUAUGUUUGAAUAUAAAUUCACUCAACUGAUUGAGGUUUUUUAGAUGACAAAAUGAUGAUUGUUUGCUCUCACUAAUGAACAAAGUUAUUGUAUAAAUAUAUAUGUAUAUAUGUAUUUCAUAAUUAGUUAUAUUAAUGUUGUAUAACACUUACAAAAAAGCCCUAAAAUGGCAUAAUUGAAAUGACUAGUUUGUGAAAUUGUGAGACAAAAUUAAAGUUAAGUCCAAUUUAAACACUUCAAACCUUCACAAACGUUUGCCAGGUGAACAUCCUAUUAUCAGAUGACUCCACUUCAUGAAUGCUUAAUUAUUUCAUUAGUAAGAAGUGACUGAGUUGACUCGCAAAUUUCAAAGUAUUGUUAGCACAGUUAACAUUUGGUGCAUUUGCAACAGACGAGCAACAUUUUCAUAAACACAUUUCAAACCAGCAUU
This is a messenger RNA of Cottoperca gobio, 3290 nucleotides long. It is a transcript of the gene vwa2, whose product is annotated as von Willebrand factor A domain containing 2. NCBI's taxonomy places the organism in Eukaryota, Metazoa, Chordata, Actinopteri, Perciformes, Bovichtidae. The transcript has 14 exons. The record is from RefSeq and is a predicted model, not a curated record. Gene Ontology annotation, cellular component: basement membrane. Gene Ontology annotation, biological process: calcium-independent cell-matrix adhesion. Gene Ontology annotation, molecular function: calcium ion binding. Bases 146 to 2527 code for a protein of 793 amino acids.